Penicillium riverlandense is the source of this 2772-nucleotide messenger RNA. RefSeq names its product DEAD/DEAH box helicase. The transcript is spliced from 6 exons. Gene Ontology annotation, molecular function: ATP binding; nucleic acid binding. Bases 1 to 2772 code for a protein of 923 amino acids. The record is from RefSeq and is a predicted model, not a curated record. NCBI's taxonomy places the organism in Eukaryota, Fungi, Ascomycota, Eurotiomycetes, Eurotiales, Aspergillaceae.
AUGUCCGCCGGUCUCCAGUUUAGCGGGUUUGAGACCUCGCUGGAGAUUGCCCGCCGACAAAAAACCUAUCAGGUAGCGCCGCUGGCCGGCCACAAGCGGCCAGCAGCGACCUACGCGCCAAAUAAUGGAGACGACGUAUUAUUGGAGUCGACGGCGUUGGAGGCUGCUGGAGCCUCGUCGGCCCCCUCAGGUCGCUUUAUCGCCAGCAGGAUCCAACCGGGCCCCGGCGAACAACGGGAGGACCAACAGCGAGCCAAGCCAGUCGCAGCAGCAGCGCCCGGGUCCAGUCAGAACCCGCUGUUGUCGCUAUCAAAUCCGCGAUACGGCCUGCCGCCAGCGCUGACGGCCAAUUUCGCGGCCUUGGGUAUCGACCGCAUCUAUCCCUGGCAGGCGUCGUGCUUGCUGGCGCGCGGCUUGCUCUCGGGGGAGCGGCACUUGGUCUAUACGGCCCCUACCGGUGGAGGCAAGUCGCUCGUGGCCGACGUGCUGCUCCUCAAGCGGGUGAUUGAGAAUCCCACGCGCAAAGCCAUCCUGGUCUUGCCCUAUGUCGCGCUCGUGCAAGAGAAGCUCAAAUGGCUGCGCCACAUUGUUGGGGAUGUCGAGAAGCACCUCCCCUCCGAGGACGAGGAUGAUCACUCGUUCCCUCCUCGAAAGCGGUGGGAAAAACCGCAGAAAUCCAUUCGCGUCACUGGAUUCUUUGGGGGCAGUCGGACCACAGCCACUUGGGCGGAUACCGAUAUUGCCGUUUGUACGAUCGAGAAAGCCAAUUCAUUGAUUAACUCCGCCAUCGAGGAGUGUAGCAUUGGGGAUCUGGGUGUAGUUGUUUUGGAUGAGCUCCAUAUGCUCGACGAUGAGCACCGCGGAUACCUCCUGGAAUUGAUGGUGACGAAACUCCUGCUCCUUCAGCAGAAUAUCCAGAUCGUGGGCAUGAGUGCCACCCUUUCCAAUACUGAAAUGUUGGCACAAUGGAUCAAUGCCAAGUUUUACAUCUCGACCUAUCGGCCGGUUCCAAUCGACGAAUAUCUGGUCUAUGAAAAUGCCAUUUAUCCAGCUGCGACAUCUAGACAGCUAUUCCAAACAGCCUCGAAAUUGACUACAGCGACUUCGACAUCGUUGCAUAACACUAUACCCCCGCAGAGACUCAUUGACUCAUCCUCAUUCAAGGAACUCAGCAAUGCCGCCACGAACGCCAUGGUCGCCCUGGCGGUGGAAACUGCCGCCGGUGGCUACGGGGCACUGGUAUUCUGCGGCAAUCGCCAAGGCUGCCAGAUUCACGCAGCAACGAUAAGUGAAGCAAUGCCAUAUCCAGCCGAGACAGAUGAAUUGGGCAAACGACUGGAUCUUCUGGCUGAGCUGCGCAGUCUCUCGUGUGGAUUAGACCCGGUUCUGCAGACCACCAUCAUCAAGGGGACGGGCUUUCAUCAUGCUGGCAUGACAACCGAAGAACGGGAGCUUAUCGCGCACGCGUACGACCAAGGCGUGCUACGAGUCCUCGUAGCCACAUGCAGUCUCGCGGCGGGUGUGAAUCUCCCAGCCAGACGAGUAAUUAUCAACGGUGCACGAAUGGGCAGGGAAUUGGUUGGCCCCGCAAUGCUGCGACAAAUGUGCGGACGUGCAGGACGCAAAGGGAAGGACGAUGUCGGCGAAACGUAUCUGAUAUGCGUAAAGACUGACCUGGAAGCCGUGUGUGACUUGUUGGAUGCCGAUAUGCCCGCUAUCGAGAGCUGUCUGGCUCCUGAAAAGAGAGGACUGAAGAGAGCAUUGUUGGAAGCCAUCGCGACGGGGUUGGUGUCCGGAUGCGAGGCGAUCAAGGAAUACGUCCGAUGCACGCUUCUCUGCCGCACGCUGGACAAAAAGCUUGCUUACAGUAUCAUGAAAUCUGCGCUGCAGGAACUAAUCGAUGAACAGCUUCUGCUUCUCAAAGAGGACGAGGCUUACGAGGCAACACAACUGGGCCAGGCAGUCGUGGCCUCGGCCUUCUCCCCCGAAGAUGGCCUUUUCGUACACGAGGAACUCCAGCGCGCUCUCCGGGCCUUCGUGAUGGACGGGGACCUGCACGUCUUCUACAUGUUUACCCCAUUGCAAGCAACCACAGGCAUGCCCAUCGACUGGCAAAUCUUUCGAGACCAGCUGGACGGCCUCGACGAGAGCGGCCUUCGCGCGCUACAAUUUAUAGGCGUCCAGCCCGGCUUUGUGAACACCAUGGUUCAAUCCGGCGCCUCGCUCAAAGAGACUACCCCCGAACAACUCAACCAAGCCCGCAUCUACCGCCGCGCCUACACUGCUUUCCAGCUCCGCGACAUAAGCAAUGAAGUGCCCCUCUCCACCAUUGCACAGCGCUACCGCAUCCCACGCGGCAGCGUUCAGACGCUGGCGCAGCAAUGCCAUGGCUUCGCGGCGGGGAUCGUCAAGUUCUGCCAGCGUAUGAACUGGGGUAUGCUCGCCGCCGUGCUAGACCAUAUGCGCGAUCGACUUGAGGCGGGUGCGCGCGCGGACUUGUUGGAGAUGGCACAGGUUACUUUUGUGAAGAGUUGGACGGCUCGGUUGCUGCGCGAUAACGGGUUCCCGAAUCUGCGCGCGCUAGCUGAGGCCAAACCUCAGGAUUUGGUUCCUAUUUUGAUGAUGGUCAACCCUCGCAAAACACGAGAAAGCCAGCUCUACCCGACCGAAGCGGAGAGAUAUUCUGCGAAACUGCUGGCUAAAGCUGAGACGAUUGUUGCAUCGGCCACCAAGAUCUGGGAACGGGAGAUGCAGGUCGAGCUGGAGGCGUGA